Vombatus ursinus (common wombat) is the source of this 3775-nucleotide messenger RNA. It is a transcript of the gene ADAMTS17, whose product is annotated as ADAM metallopeptidase with thrombospondin type 1 motif 17. Gene Ontology annotation, molecular function: metalloendopeptidase activity. Gene Ontology annotation, cellular component: extracellular matrix. The record is from RefSeq and is a predicted model, not a curated record. NCBI's taxonomy places the organism in Eukaryota, Metazoa, Chordata, Mammalia, Diprotodontia, Vombatidae. The coding region runs from base 1 to 3303 and encodes 1100 amino acids. The transcript has 22 exons. Gene Ontology annotation, biological process: proteolysis; extracellular matrix organization.
AUGUUUGACGGCUCCCUCCUACCUCCUCUUUCAUUUCCUUUGCUGUUGCUGCUGUGGUUUGGGGGAUUGGACACAAGCGCAGCAGUUGGAGGCGUCACCGCUGCUGAGCUGGAAGUGGUGCUCCCUCAGCGGGUGCGUCCGGAGGACAUCCACCUGCUGCCACUGCCAACCGGGGAGGUGGGGGCCGGUGGCCAAGGUUCACCGCGGCGGCGGCGGCGGCAGCAGCCUCACUCAGCCGCCUCUGCAGAGCAGUCCUCCGGAUUGGGGAAGCGUGGCUUUCUCUUACACUUGCCGGCCUUCGGGCGGGACCUCUACUUGCAGCUGCGGCGGGACCUGCGCUUCCUUUCCCGGGGCUUCGUGGUUGAAGAGCACGGGGCAACAGGGAGUCGGAUCCCAGAGGCCGAGCUCUGCUUUUACACGGGUCACGUAUUGGGUUAUAACGACUCCUUUGCUUCAGUCAGCACCUGUGGUGGAUUGAUUGGGUAUAUCCAGAUUGGAAGAGAACAGAUGCUAAUCCAACCAGUAAAUAAUUCGCAGGGCUCAUUCAGUGGACGAGAACACUUGGUCAGGCGGAAAAGAUCCUCAAACUCUGGUGAUCCUGCUAAAUCAUGGAUAACUGAGGAACUCUGCAAAGUUAUAACAGAAAAGAAAGCAAAGAAGAGCAAAACCACUAGUGAUUGGAGAGAGCGAAGGAAUGCCAUCAGACUCACCAACGAGUAUACUGUGGAAACACUGGUUGUGGCUGAUGCUGAUAUGGUCCGAUAUCAUGGUGCUGAAGCUGCACAGAGAUUCAUCCUCACUGUGAUGAACAUGGUAUACAACAUGUUUCAACACCACAGCCUUGGAAUCAAAGUUAAUAUUCAAGUCACCAAGCUUGUACUUCUUCGAAACCGCCCUACUAAGUUGUCUAUAGGGCACCAUGGAGAAAGAUCCUUGGAGAGUUUCUGUCACUGGCAAAAUGAGGAAUACGGAGGAGCAAAGUAUCUUGGUAAUAACCAGGUUCCUGGUGGAAAGGAUGACACGCCCCCAGUGGAUGCUGCUGUUUUUGUUACUAGGACAGACUUCUGUGUACAUAAAGACGAACCAUGUGACACUGUGGGAAUUGCUUAUUUGGGAGGAGUAUGCAGUGCCAAGAGGAAAUGUGUGCUUGCAGAAGACAAUGGUCUCAAUCUGGCAUUCACAAUUGCUCAUGAGCUGGGCCACAACAUGGGAAUGAGCCAUGAUGAUGACCAUUUAUCCUGUGCGGGGAGAUCUCAUAUAAUGUCUGGAGAAUGGGUCAAAGGCAGAAACCCCAGUGACCUCUCAUGGUCUUCCUGCAGUCGAGAUGACCUUGAAAACUUCCUCAAGUCAAAAGUCAGCAUGUGUUUACUAGUAACAGAUCCCAGAAGUCAGUAUGCUGUACGACUUCCUCACAAACUCCCUGGCAUGCACUACAGUGCGGAGGAACAGUGCCAGAUCCUCUUUGGAACCAAUGCAACUUUCUGUAAGAACAUGGAGCAUUUGAUGUGUGCAGGGCUGUGGUGUCUUGUGGAAGGGGAUACAUCUUGCAAAACUAAGCUGGACCCUCCUCUGGAUGGCACUGAGUGUGGGGCAGAUAAGUGGUGCCGAGCUGGGGAGUGUGUCAGUAAAACUCCUAUCCCAGAGCAUGUGGAUGGAGACUGGAGUACAUGGAGCCCUUGGAGCAUGUGCAGUAGGACAUGUGGGACUGGAGCCCGCUUCAGACAAAGGAAAUGCGACAAUCCCCCCCCUGGGCCAGGAGGCACAAAUUGCUGGGGAGCAAGUGUGGAGCAUACUGUUUGUGAAAACUUACCCUGCCCUAAGGGAGUGCCUAGCUUCAGGGAUCAACAGUGUCAGUCCCAUGACCGAUACAACUACAAGAAGAAGGGUCCUCUGACAGCUGUCAUUAUUGAUGAUAAGCCUUGUGAGCUCUACUGCUCUCCUCUGGGAAAGGAGUCUCCUGUGCUGAUAGCAGACAGGGUGCUUGAUGGCACACCCUGUGGGCCCUAUGAGAAUGACCUCUGCGUAAAUGGCAGGUGCCAGAAAAUUGGCUGUGAUGGAAUCAUUGGAUCAGCUGCCAAAGAAGAUCGCUGUGGAAUAUGUAAUGGAGAUGGUAAAACCUGCAAGGUUGUAAAGGGAGAUUUCAACCAUACCAAGGGAAUGGCUCUCAAAGACUCCAGUAAGAAAUCCAUAAACAGUGACUGGAAGAUUGAGCUUCCUGGUGAAUUUCAGAUCGCAGGCACCACUGUCCGCUAUGUCCGAAGGGGUCUGUGGGAGAAAAUAUCUGCCAAGGGACCAACUAAAAUGCCACUGCACCUGAUGGUGUUACUGUUUCAUGACCAAAAUUAUGGGAUUCAUUAUGAAUACACCAUUCCUGUAAAUUAUACUGCAGAAAUUCAGAGCGAACCCGAAAAGCUACAGGAUUCUUUAUACAUCUGGACUCAUAGCGGUUGGGAAGGAUGCAGUGUGCAGUGCGGUGGAGGGGAACGCAAAACCAUUGUGUCUUGCACCAAAAUUAUUAAUAAGACAAUGACUCUGGUGAAUGACAGUGACUGUCAGCAUGUGAGUCGCCCAGAACCCCAAGUCCGGAGAUGCAAUUUACAUCCAUGCCAGUCAAGGUGGAUGACAGGGCAUUGGAGUGCCUGCUCAGCAACCUGUGAUAAAGGGAUUCAGCACCGGGAGGUGACUUGUGUUUAUCAAUUGCAGAAUGGUACCUAUGUUAACACCAGAGACCUCUACUGCCUCAGCCACAAACCAACAGCAGUUCAAAGUUGUGAAGGCCGUGACUGCCUUUCCAUCUGGGAGGCAUCGGAAUGGUCAAAGUGUUCUGCUGACUGUGGAGUAGGAACACAGAGGAGAACAGUGACAUGCACCAACUCCCAAGGAAAAUGCGAUCGAACCACCAGGCCAAAAGCAGAGGAGGAGUGUGAAGACUACACAGGCUGCUAUGAGUGGAAAACAGGGGACUGGUCUAAGUGUUCCUCCACAUGUGGAAAAGGCCUACAGUCUCGGGUGGUGCAGUGCAUGCACAAAGUUACUGGGCGCCACGGCAACGAGUGCCCCAUCCUAUCUAAGCCAGCAGCCUAUCGACAGUGCCACCAGGAGGCUUGUAACGAGAAGAUCAAUGUCAACACCAUCACAUCCCCACGACUUGCUGCUCUGACAUACAAGUGCACAGGGGACCAGUGGACAGUAUACUGCAGGGUGAUCCGGGAAAAGAACCUGUGCCAGGACAUGAGGUGGUACCAGCGCUGCUGCCAGACAUGCAGAGACUUUUACGCCAACAAGAUGCAGCAGAAGAGUUAAUGACACUUCUCUCCUGACUAGACUGAACAAUGCCACCCAAUUAUGGAAUUCAAGGACUUGUAGGUCUGAGUACUGGAACUUAAUAAUGACUGAGGGAGGGGUGGAUUCCAAAGCAUAUACAAUUAAGGUGAAAGCAAUUCCAUAGAUUGGUUAUACCAAAGCUAUCCAUCCCUCACACACAUGACACGGUCAUCUCAAGAAUUAUUACACAAAAUUUAAUUGUGGAUUGGGCAUCAUCACAUUUGUCAUUAAGCUUUUUACUUAAUAUAUUAUUAAUAGCCACUGGAUGGUUUUUUACAGUAGGAAAAAAAAAGGACAAAAAGUCACUAAGUAAUUAUAGUCUCUAAGGUUGUAUGUUCCUCUAAGGGGAAAACCUCUGGCCAAUAACUUCAUAAAGGUAGAGACGUUAUUUAGCUCUUGAGUCUUGGCUGUCCUUUGGUAUUUUGAAUUCCCAGGGGUUAAUAUACCAGGA